Molecule: messenger RNA, 804 nt
Organism: Aspergillus homomorphus CBS 101889
Lineage: Eukaryota; Fungi; Ascomycota; Eurotiomycetes; Eurotiales; Aspergillaceae
Exons: 3
Coding region: 1-804 (267 amino acids)
Source: RefSeq, a predicted model, not a curated record
AUGAAUCCGAUGCCCACGCCAACGAUUGCCGCAUGUCGCGUCUCUCUGACUAUCGAACCCCGAGCCGCGCAUACCUUCAUUCAUUACCUCUCCACCGGUCAAUACGAAACGCUUUACAGCGUGUUUCCAGCCAUCAAGAAUGCUGCAGAUGCUACCGAGACCCUGCGCGCCCGUGACAUUGAGGAGCUUACGCGCGCAGCCCACACCUACGCUGCGGCGGUGCUGUACGAAGUCCCUGGCCUACAGGAGCUGGCCAGGGGCUUUCUAGGGUUGUUCACCGAGCGGCUGCCAACUGAGGAUAUCUUGAAAGUGACAAGGGAGAUAUACGACAGUCUCCGUGACAUGGAGCUGGCUCGCACUUGGUUGGAGGCGUUUGUUGGGGGGUGUUUAGAGGUUGCAUUCUCGGAUGGAGAAGUAUCUCUGCGACAGAUUAUAAGGAUAGAGAGAAAGUCAAUCAAGCCCUUUGUGGGCUUGGUGAGCCGGAGGUAUUGGAAAUUCGAGGAAGAGGGAACUGGCCGGGACUCAAUGUUCCGCGCGGAAACCUUUGUACUUCCGGAAGAUGAAGGUGGUGCUCCUAUUGCUGACGGGGAUCGCCGAACGAUCACCGAUGGUCCGAACGAUGUUGAGGCAAGCUUGAGUGCCUUCUAUAUUCCCGGAACAACAUUUUCACCGGGAGAAGUUAUGACAAUGUCGGUUAAAAUUGAUCAACACCUGAAAUACCUCCAGUACUUGGGCAGCCGCUUCGCAGUGAAGCAGGACGGCAAGCUUAUGGCAUUGGGGAUUGUGCGGGUAUGGGGAAGGUGA